AUGUCUGUCCUGGUGUUGGAUGCGAUGUUCCCGCCCACAGCUAUCUAUGUCUUGCCAUUCGAGCCUAACCCGAACUGGUCCAACGGCUAUGCUGGUGGUGGCGAAAUUGGGAAAUACAUUGUUGACACGGUAGACAAGUACGGAUUGAAAGAUCCAAUCGUGUUUGAUACUAAACUCGUGAAAUUUAUUUGGAAUGAGGAACGAAGAAAAUGGGCACUCAAGCCCAAACAGAACGGCACGAGAAUCCGUUGA
Penicillium verrucosum is the source of this 252-nucleotide messenger RNA. RefSeq lists its product as uncharacterized. Bases 1 to 252 code for a protein of 83 amino acids. The record is from RefSeq and is a predicted model, not a curated record. The transcript has a single exon. NCBI's taxonomy places the organism in Eukaryota, Fungi, Ascomycota, Eurotiomycetes, Eurotiales, Aspergillaceae.